UGCACAGAGGACGUCAGUUGCAUUUGUGUCCCGGUCACAGCCCGCUAAGAACAUCUCCAACAUGCGUUGCCAACUGUUUCUGCUGUGGCUCGCGCUGUCUCUGCUGCACAGCUCCCACGGUCACGCCAGAACGUUCACUCGCUGCCAGCUGAUGCGGGAACUGCUUCGGUACAACUUCUCGAGAACAACUGUGCCUUACUGGGUUUGUCUGAUCGAGCAUGCCAGCGGAAGAACAACGGAGAAAGUAACCAAUCAUAACAACUCGUACACCAGCUUCGGUCUUUUCCAGAUAAACAACAAAGAAUGGUGCAAGAAGGGGAGGAAAGGAGGCCGCUGUCAUAUUAAGUGCGAAGAUCUCCUCAAUGAGGACCUCGCGGAUGACGUGCGCUGCGCCAAAAACAUCUACGGCAGAGUCGGUUUCAAGGCCUGGCCCGCCUCCUUCGCCUACUGCAAAGAAAAAAGCCUACCCGAUUUGUCUAGAUGUUAGAUAUACUAGUAGGUUAUUAGUUAAGUAUUAAGUUUUACAUUUUUAUAAAGAACCCAAUUAUGUUUUCUUCUCAGUGAUCUUUUAGGUAUUUUUACAUACAUUCAUACAUUUUGUUUAUUUUAUGUCUUUAUGAGUUUGCGUUGCACAAUACGAUCAUCAGGCUAAAAAUAUAGGCUCUGUUUCACGCAAAUAGGCUUAUUUACAAAACAGAAUAUAGACUAAAUUCAAUUCCAUUGAAAUCUUUAUUAAUAUCUAUAUUAGAACUCUGUGAAGCAGAUUUAAAUCAUGCUACACUUUUAUUAGCAUUAUUAGUUUAAACACAGGAAUAUAAGUUAAUUUACAAAAAGUACAUUUCUCAUUAGGUAGGUACUUUUAGAGAUUUUUAAAUAAGAACAAAAUAAUUCUAAUUAUUAUUUUUAAAAUCCUCGAAAUGAGUAAUAACCCUUGAAUUAGGACCCGAAGAAGUGACUCUUUGGGUCCCUCCAAAUAUUCGCAAACUGAGCUCUCGCUAAGCGAAAUAAUCAGUAUGAAUUGAUAAGGUAUUUAGUAGGUACAUACCUAGGUGUUUUCUCUCUAUAUGUGUAACCUCUGUAUCUCAAACAUAAUGUAAGAAUAUGCUGCUACUUUGUCGAUUUUAAAAUCUAAAAAGCUCUAAGAAAAAUAAUUGAAACCAUCCAUUCAGAAACUAUAGCCGAAAAUGUAUGUUUUAAAGUUAUAACAAACUUUACAACUCAAUUUCUUUCGCUUAAAUUUCGAAUCACCAUGGUUCAUCUCGUCUUUUGAAUGAUCAAUCCGUCAUUCAGUUUUUUUUACGUUUAGUAUAAAGAAUUAGUCAUAAGUAUAAAAUAUAUCAUCUUACAACAAUAAUGUACACCCACGCCCUCUACACAGAUGCUCACACACGGUCACUGGUACACAGUUGUGAAUGAAAACACAGUUCUAUUUAAAACCUGAUUCUCUAUUGUAGACCAAAAAGGUUUAGAGCAGUAGGCGUAUUAAUGUUUCCGGCAGAAUGUUGUCUAUGAUUUAGUUGAAUUAGCUUAAUGGAGUUUUAAUAUAAUUUUUUUAAUAUAAAAUAGUGUUUUAUUUGUGUUUCUUUUCAUAAAAAUUUUCUCCUUGACUUUUUUUGAUUUUAAAAAUUUAUUUUAUCAAAUUAUAAAGGCGAAAGUUUGGUUGUGUGUAAGUAUGUUUGUUUCUCCUUUACGCUGCGGCUACUGAAACGAUUGGCUGAAAUUUGGAAUGGAUUAACACAUAGCUACUAUUCAUCCCGCAAAAAAUCUAAAAUAGCGGGCAUCCUUUAGUCUUUUAUAAAAGGGGCAUUUAUUCGUUAACACAUACAAAGUAUUGAAAAGUUGAAGCGUCGAUAGCUCAAUGGUUAUGGGUCGGCCUUAUCGCAGAGAGUCAUUGGCUCUCUAUUGGACUAUUGUCGUACCUAUACUCCUAUUAGUCUUUAAUCUAUACUUAUAAUAAAACUGGUCGAAUUCUAUACAUUUAUUCGCAAAUUGAGAUUUUAUUUAUACCAUUUGUAAGACCAAAGUGACCGUGGCAUAACGGACGCCAGCGCCAUCUAGAAUCUAUACUUAUAAUACGAAUGCUGUACAUUUUGUACAUUCUGUACAAUGAAAAUAUUUUGAAAAUUUUUGUUGGGGGGCAUUAUAUAAUUGAUAUUGUAGCAAAAUUUUUUUUUUUUCGAUUUUUUGUCUGUCUGUCUGUCCGUGUUUUUUUGUUAUUCGGGCAUCACGCUGAAACUACUGAAUUAAUUCAAAUAUAACUUGGCACAGUUUAAGACCAUAAUACGGAAAAGGUUAUAGGAUACUUAUUAUUGCGAAAAUAAAAUAAGAAGGGGGUGAAAAUUUGUAUGGAAAGUCGUUCAUUUAUAGAGUUACAGUUUAAAAAAAUUGUUCAUAAAACAUAAAGAAAUACGAAAAAUUUUAAAACUCUAACUCUAAAGUGGUGAAAUGGGACUUGAAAGUUUACAUUGAUUUGAGUAGGUAGAUAGAUUUGAUGUGAUAUCAAUAUAACAUAAUGAGAUUGCCACUUACUUAUAGGAAAUUGAUUAAAACUUUAGAGUAGUAGUUAUCUUUACGUUUACCUGCAACAAACGCGCAGGCUAAAUUAC
Molecule: messenger RNA, 2606 nt
Organism: Bicyclus anynana (squinting bush brown)
Lineage: Eukaryota; Metazoa; Arthropoda; Insecta; Lepidoptera; Nymphalidae
Product: lysozyme-like
Exons: 5
Coding region: 62-487 (141 amino acids)
Source: RefSeq, a predicted model, not a curated record